Microcebus murinus (gray mouse lemur) is the source of this 8273-nucleotide messenger RNA. Lineage: Eukaryota; Metazoa; Chordata; Mammalia; Primates; Cheirogaleidae. The record is from RefSeq and is a predicted model, not a curated record.
GGGCGGUUUUUGAGAACAGAGGAAAGAGAGUUUAGAUAGAAAAAUUGAGCAAAUGCUUCUGUACACAAUUCUUGGCAGUUUCCAUCUGUAGUGUCCCACACCGCCUCCUAACCCUGGUCACACUUGUCAUUUUGUGUCUGGGGCUUGUCCAAUCCUACUUGACAGGAGCUCCAAGAAGGCAAAGCCCACGUCUAUUCACUGCGCCCAGCACGGAGCCUGGCAUUUAGUAGGUCCCUGUGAGCGAGGGUGAGUGAAUGGUUGAUGUUGUUAGUUCAAGUAGAAAGAAGGUGUGAAGGGAGAAGGACCAGCAGUUGUUCUGUGCUUGUGCCACUGUUCUGAAGGGCACAGAUCAGUGUGCAUGGCAACAGAUGGGUAUUUAAGACUGUUGUGAUGCUAAUAUACGAAGGGCAGCAGCCUUCCUUACCUUUAGUUUAAAAAAAUCCUGGAAAGUAGUAAGUCAUCUCAACUCAUUUAGAGAGGAAUACAUUAUGCUUUCCUGGAGUGGAAACUAUAUUUGGCCUUUUGAAAAUCUCUGCCUGAAUGGGAUCGUUCCCAUGCCUUGGUGCAGGAGGCCAAAUAAGCUCAAGCCACCCACUUCAGUUUUAGAAAUUAUAUAGUCUCCCUGAGAUAAAUUCAUUUGUUCACAGGUCAUACAUCUUAGAGGUUAAGCUGUCAACUGCUGUGACAUUGAACAUAUCUUUGGGAGUGGAGGAAGAUGACUGAUUAUGAUGAUCCCGAAGGACAGGAAUUGCUUGGGGGAGGGGGAGGAAGUCCUGAACUGGUUGAGAGACUGAUUCAUUCAUGUUUGCUCCAAGCAGCUUGUCUGUGUCUUGUGUCUCCCUGCAAACUAAUUCUCUCCUCUGUUGCAUUUGAGAAUUGCCUCUCUCAACCCACCGUCACUGGGUCCAUGGGAGGGGGUGGGGGCAGCCGGCCAUGUUGAGCUGAGCCCUCCCCUUUGCCCCCUGGCAGCCGUGGAGCUGUGCCCAGAAAGAGGAGGAAAGCCUAGCAAAUGGGGUUGCCUCUCACCUCUGCCAGGAUGGGAAAUUGUUUUGCAAGCUCACAGAAAGGCUAUGAGCCUUGAUAGCUGUUACUCUGAAACUGUAAGAGAUUCUUCUUUUAAUUAGUAUUUUGGAAAAUGCACACUGCUGCAGGAUUUCAACAGAGCAUCCAAGCCUUUUCUGCAAGUUCGAGUACAUUUUUUAGAGUGUUUCAAAAGUAUAGAUUGUGUUGAAUGCCUUUAGUUAUGAAUGGAUUAGAUGUGUGUUAUCUCCUGGAGAAAAAUGUGUCUGGAAACGGACUGCAUUCUUCAGGGAUAAUUAGUUCAUUGUGCUUAGCACAGCAAGUCCUCCAUUGGUGUCCUUAAAGAUGGGACGGAUAGAUUAUUGAAAGCAAGAGACUAGUUGCAACAUAUUUGCUUGCUUGAUAUCUAAAAAUUGUUCAGUUCAAAAAAAACCAAGACUUGAUUUCAUCAUCAAAUAGCCUAAUAAAAGAACAGAGUGAAAAAUAGAGCUAAUGAUUGUCAUAGAAGCAGAAAGAUGAACCCACGGAGGAAUGCCUGAAACAGAGCAAGAUUUUAGAGUCCCAGAAUGUGUGCCCUUCAAGGCCAUCUCAGUUCCGUUUCAUGGCUGAAUGGAGAUGGGCACCAGUUGCGUCCUGAAGCGCCAUCAGCUGUAACCAAAAUUCCAGCUCCCAAGACGACAGCCAGGCAUUCCCGCUCCCAAGAACCGAAGACCAUGGAGCUGUCUGACAGCGACCGACCCGUCAGCUUCGGCUCCACGUCGUCCUCAGCCUCCUCCCGGGACAGCCAUGGUUCCUUCGGCAGCAGAAUGACCUUAGUUUCAAACAGCCACUUGGGUUUGUUUAACCAGGACAAGGAAGCAGGGGCCAUAAAACUGGAGCUGAUGCCAGCCAGGCCGUUCUCCAGCAGCGACCUGCAGAGGGACAACCCGUCCGGGCAGCAGAACUCCGAGGAGGCCAGCGAGAGGCAGCCCAGGGCCCCGCGGAGAGCGGACGCCAACGGGGCACCCAAGACGACUGCAGACUCGGCCACCAGCCCCAAGCUCCUCUACGUGGAUAGAGUCGUCCAGGAAAUUCUGGAGACUGAGAGGACUUACGUGCAAGAUCUAAAAAGCAUCGUAGAGGAUUACCUUGACUGUAUCAGGGACCAAACAAAACUUCCUCUGGGGACCGAAGAAAGAUUAGCCCUUUUUGGAAACAUACAGGAUAUCUACCACUUCAAUAGUGAACUUCUGCAAGAUUUGGAAAACUGUGAAAAUGAUCCUGUGGCCAUAGCAGAAUGUUUUGUGUCCAAGAGUGAAGAGUUCCACAUUUAUACCCAGUAUUGCACCAACUAUCCGAGAUCAGUGGCUGUGCUCACAGAGUGCAUGAGGAACAAGAUACUGGCCAAAUUCUUCAGGGAACGCCAGGAAACUCUGAAACGCUCACUGCCUCUGGGGUCCUAUCUCUUGAAACCAGUUCAGCGGAUUCUCAAGUAUCAUCUCCUCCUGCAUGAAAUAGAAAAUCACCUUGAUAAGGACACCGAAGGCUAUGACGUGGUGCUCGAUGCUAUAGACACGAUGCAGCGAGUGGCCUGGCACAUCAAUGACAUGAAGCGCAAACACGAGCACGCAGUUCGGUUACAGGAGAUACAGAGUCUGCUCACCAACUGGAAGGGGCCGGACCUGACCAGCUACGGGGAACUGGUGCUCGAGGGGACCUUCCGCAUCCAGCGGGCCAAGAACGAGCGGACACUCUUCCUGUUUGACAAGCUGCUCCUCAUCACAAAGAAGCGAGAUGACACGUUUACAUACAAAGCCCACAUCCUGUGUGGCAACCUCAUGCUGGUGGAGGUGAUCCCGAAGGAGCCGCUCAGCUUCAGCGUCUUCCACUACAAGAACCCCAAGCUGCAGCACACGGUUCAGGCCAAGUCCCAGCAAGACAAGCGCCUCUGGGUCCUGCACCUGAAGAGGCUGAUCCUGGAGAACCACGCGGCGAAGAUCCCGGCCAAGGCCAAGCAAGCUAUCCUUGAAAUGGAUGCCAUUCACCUUCCCGGCUUCUGCUACAGCCCCGAGGGGGAGACCAAGCCGCUCUGUGGCUCUAAAGAGGGUUCCGCUCCACAUCGGCUGAGAAGAAAAUCCGAACCUUCCUCAAGAGCACAUAAAGUUUUGAAAACCAGUGAAACAGCACAAGACAUCCAAAAGGUUUCCAGGGAGGAAGGCUCUCCCCGGCUGACCUCAGCACGGCCAUCUCCUGCCCAGAGGAACAGUCAGCCGAGCAGCUCUGCCACGAUCGGCGUGUUUCGCGGGAGUGGAGCCGUCAGAAACAUCUGGACGGAUCACCAGAUCAGGCAAGCCUUGUUUCCUAGCCCACGGCCCGCACAGGAGAACGAGGAUGACGAAGAUGACUAUCAGAUGUUCGUGCCAUCCUUCUCCUCCUCAGAUUUGAACUCUGCCAGACUGUGUGAAGACAGCACUUCGAGUCGCCCUUGCAGCUGGCACGUGGGGCAGAUUGAGUCCACAGAGACUCCCGGCCCUGGUCACAGGGUCGUCAGGAGGGCCAGCAGUGCUGGUGAGAGCAACACGUGCCCUCCUGAAAUAAGAAUCAGGGACAGCGAUGGCUCUCAGAACAGCCCCGGAACAGAAGAGCAGGAUGGGCGGACUCCCUUUGGGUCGUCUAUAGAGUUGACAAUCGAUGACAUAGACCACGUCUAUGAUAACAUAAGUUAUGAGGACUUAAAACUCAUGGUUGCGAAACGGGAAGAAGCUGAAUCCACUCCCAUUAGAUCAAGUAGGGACUCCGUUCGCCCCAAGAGCACCCCGGAGUUAGCCUUCCCAAAGAGGCAAGCGGGCCACAGUCAGGGCCCCCUGCACACACAGAAGGAUGGAGCCCUCACGGGCCGGGAGGCAUCCAGCCAGAGCACACACGAAUUCCAGGUGGUCGAAGAAAACAUCUAUGACACUAUAGGGCUCCCAGAUCCGCCAUCGCUAGAUUUCAAGUGCAGCAGCCUAAAGCGCCCAAAGAGGAGCACUUUUUUGGGUCUGGAAGCCGACUUUGUGUGCUGUGACAGUCUGAGGCCAUUUGUUUCCCAAGACAGCCUCCAGUUCAGCGAGGACGAGACGCCUCACCACCAGGGUACCUCUGAUAACGACUACCUGAGCCUGCUGUACAGCUCUUCCAGCUGUACCUUGUCUGUCGCUGACAAGCCCACAGCUGACAAACUGUCUGAAGAAGUAGAUGAAAUCUGGAAUGACCUGGAAAAUUACAUCAAGAAGAACGAAGACAAGACCAGGGACCGUCUCCUUGCCGCAUUUCCCGUGAGCAAAGAUGACGUGCAAGACAGGCUGCACGCUGAGAGCACCCCCGCGCUGGGCCGGGACCCGGCCCACUCUACAUCCAUGCUGUCACUGCCCGGGAGCCAGGCCUUCCUGGCGCCUGUGAAAAGCAGGGCCUCCAGAGUGAGCCGGGCCAACUACCCAUUCGAAGAAGACCUCAUUUCUAGAGAAGGCUCCUUUAUGAGUCUUAACCGGCUCUCUCUGGCCAGCGAGAUGCCUCCUGUGGACAGCCCGUACGACCUGGCCUGCAGUCUGUCCCAAACAGACCCAGACAACCCUGACGCAGGGAUGGAGGCCACGGAUAAGACGAAAAGCAGGGUUUUCAUGAUGGCUCGGCAGUACAGCCAGAAGAUCAAGAAGGCAAAUCAACUUUUAAAAGUGAAAAGUCCGGAGUUGGAGCUGCCACCGGCCAGUCAGCACCCUAAGUCCGUGCACAAAGAUCUGGCCGCGAUCUUGGAGGAGAAGAAACAAGGAGGGCCUGCCAUUGGUGCCAGGAUUGCUGAGUAUUCCCAACUGUACGACCAGAUUGUAUUCAGGGAGACUCCCCUUAAAAUUCAGAAGGAUGGUUGGGCCAGCCCUCAAGACCUCUCUCUCCCCAGGUCUGCGUCACCUUCCCAGGUCCAACAGGGUAGCGAGAAUUGGCUUCUGCACUCAACCUACAGUAAUGGAGAGUUAGCAGAUUUCUGUCCCCAGCCAGAGCAAGACUUGAGGUCACGAUAUCCCACUUUAGAGAUCAGUACCAAAAGUACGCCCCGACAAUUGUCCGCGGCUUGCUCUGUGCCUUCUCUUCAAACCUCCGACCCUCUGCCGGGCUCCCUGCAGAGAUGCAGCGUGAUAGUCAGCCAGCCCAACAAAGAGAACUUGUGUCAGGGCCAUCUUUACAACUCUUUGGGUCGGAAAGGAAUCGGUGCAAAAUAUCAGCCUUAUAACAGGUCCCAGUCAUCGUCCUCAAUCCUGAUAAACAAAUCGAUGGACUCCAUCAACUACCCCAGUGAAACGGAAAAGCAGCGGCUGCUGUCACUACACAGGAGUUCCAGGUGCGAGAGUCACCAGGACUUGCUGCCAGGCAUUGCUGACUCACAGCAGCCGGGCACAGAAAAACUCUCGGAUCUCACACUCCAGGACUCGCAGAAAGUUUUGGUAGUAAAUAGAAAUUUGCCCUUAAAUGCCCAAAUGGCGACACAGAACUAUUUUUCCAAUUUCAAAGAGACUGAAGGAGAUGAAGAUGACUAUGUGGAAAUAAAGUCAGAGGAAGAUGAGGCAGAGUUGGAGCCAUCCCACAAUCGCAGGAGGAAAUCUGACUCGAAGACCGUGGAUGCUGACUUUCCGGAUAGCAGCUGCAGCAGAAGCACGUCUUACUCUUUGAACAGCCCGUGCGCUCCCAGAAAGCCAAUAAACAGCAAGCUGGAGCUUUCACCCUAUCUGACAUCAUGUAAUGAAUCUGGCAAGCUGAGCGACUAUCUUUGGAGGGGGCCAUCUCCCAACCAACAAAACAUUGUACAGUCUUUAAGGGAAAAAUUUCAGUGUCUAAGUUCCAGCAGCUUUGCUUAAGGUUUUAGUAACAGCUGCCUGAAUUAGCUUCUUAUUCUCCUAAGAACUAUAAAUACUGAUGAGGUGUUUUAUAUGUACCAGAUUAAAACCAUUUUGUAAUAACUAGAGGUGUAAAAUAUACUUUCUUUUACAGCACAACUUUUUGCAUUGGCUGACGAUACAGCCAGGAUUGUACUGUAGCAAACUUCAGCAUCUAACGGUAUACUUUCUGAUGCUGAUUGUCUUCCUGUUUCCUGUAAGUCAACCUUACUUGAAAAUUUUUAGGCUUUUUUUUUUUUUAACAUGAUGGGCUGCCAUAAUGUUUUUUUUCCCUUAUCCUGACAAAGUGCUUAUACGAUAAGAAAUGCAAUAAUCCUCUCAUAUUAUCCGGAAGCCCCAAGUAAUUUUAUCCUGUGACUCAAAGGCAGCACGGAAAGCUGUUUAAAGAAUUUUUGUUACAUCUGUGGCAAGACUUUAGAAUAAUGUAAGUCAGAGAUCUCUCAUUGUCACAUAGUCUGCAGUGCCCGUUUUAGAGUUUCCAUGCCAGUAUUCCUAUAUCAUUUCAUUUUCACGUAGAAAUUGUGUGGCUAUUGAAAAUUAAAAUGUAGCAGGACCAAUUUGCAUUUUGUUGUUUAAGCAAAGCCCUUUGCCUGUAUUCCUGGACAAGGCCUGGAGAAUGCACUGCUCAUGGCGUUGAGUAUAUGAUUUCUGGGGUGAAAUGAAUUAUUUCCUUAAUGGCCUAAAGAAAACCAAGGUCAAUAAAAUGCAGAUUCACUUAGUUCUUAGAAAAGAUAGGAUGACUUCUGGGAACAGCUUGAUUGUGACACAAAACCCAAAACAGAGACCUCCACGGCAUUGUGUGUGCGGAACCAUAAGCUAAAAUAAGACAAAGCACUUUAAGAAGUCACCUUUCCCAGAGGAGUUUUUCACAUGGCAGCUUCCUGAGUUUUGGACUCCGCCAAAUGGGCUACUUGACCUUAGCCCUGAGAAGUCACUGGCUGCAGGAAUAGGAGGGCAAGAAUCAAUUUUCUAAACCAUGUGUAACAUGGAGCCUUUUUGCAAUUCUUGUGAGGCAUAUAAAAACAGAAUCUUUUGGUUAACUAGGUUCUAAUAUCUUUUAAAUUGUAAUUAUAGUCUUUAUACAGGAUUUCAUUGUGAUACUAUAUACUAUUCCCACUCCUUAGGAAAGAAAACCAAAAAAAACAAAAAAACAAAAGAUGUGAGUAAAAAGCAAAAUCAAAGCUAAAGAGAAAAAGGCAGAUUUAUUGCUACCUUAUAAAAGUAUUCUAUUUUGUUAAGACCAUGGUUAAUACAGCAGGAAUGCUUUCUCAAAUAGUGGCAUUUUUUAAGUAGUGGUAGGUAUAUUCUGUGGCCCUUCCCCACCCUCUGAGUUUCCAUUUUAAAAGAUAAAUACUUUGUGUAGGGAAAGGGGUCAGGGUUUCUCAUUUAAAGAUAAGCAAUAAUAUUGAAUAAGUGACAUCAUAAUUCUUUUCCUCUUUUUAAGUCCUAUGCCUCUUAACUGUAAAACAUCAAAUGUGACCAUUUUUAUUUUACAAAUAGGUACCUAAGGCAUUUGUUUUACUUUUUAAAUAACCCAAGUUUAUUGCUUCUCCACACUAUUAUAGCUUAUAAAACAAAGCCCAUAUUGAAUAACAUGGCUCUGGAAACAUUCCUCUUUUCACUGCCUUCAUUUAAACAUGAUAUGAGUUUUCAAGAUUAAGAAGUAUCAAAAAAGAUAAGCAUAAGAAAGUAUGUUCUUAAGACUUGCUACAGAUGUGUGUGUAAGUACAUUUGUAUUACCUGUAAACAGCUACCUGACUCUUGCCCCAGGAAUGCAGUUUCCCAUUUUUGCUUUUUGGUUUAUAUGACCCAAAUUCUAAUAGUCCAUAAUAGAAAUUGUCGUCUUUCAGAAAUUAUUCUCCACACUAGUGUCUUGUACGACUUGGCAUCGCCUGUAGGAAUACACCCCCCACUGCACAAAGGUGGAUGUCUUACUAUAUAAAAUAUCUAUGUGGUUCUUAGGUUCAAGAACACAUCUGUAGUUUUAUAGAUCACUUCUGUUGGCCAGGACACAGGUUUUAAGAGCUGUGUAUGUAUAAUCAUGUUUGUAUUUUCCUUCAAGGUUAUCAAAUGAUUGCUUUUGUUUAAAAAUAGUUUCUUUUGGAGGUGGGGUGGGGAUGUAUAUAAUUGGGGGGAAAAGUUACAUGUACUUAAAAGUAUGUCAAGUUCUUAUUAGUUUCCUGUACUGAAGGUGGUUCUUCUUUUUUUUUUUUUAAUAAAUUCACUUUUCACCUACAUUAUUCUUUGUGGGGAAAAAAUGCAUCUAGGAAAACAUAGUUUAAAUACUGUAUAUAAGAUAAUAAAAGUUAGUAAUGCCCAUUAUUUAAUAAAGUUUGUAAAGUACAAAGUAAA